AUUAAUGGUCAUAAAAUUACUUUAUCCAUAUCUCUCCCUUUCCUAUUUUCACCAACCUUGCAAACGCUUCAUGGGCGAUCAGCUCUCCCCACACACUCAAGUCGAAAGUUGAUUUCUACACCCUGAGCCUCCACAACAAGAAGGCUGUUGUCUCUUCCCAGUGGCCUCUGAAGCUCGAGAGUCGAGAUGGCCUGCGCGUCAAGAAAGCUGCUUUCCAUGGCCGCCCUGUGGAUUCUCGUUCUCUUCGGAACCCUAGCUAUUAUUCAUAACCGAUUAGGCAAUUCUGGGUCCCCAUCAGACGAAAAGGUUAUGGAUAACGAGCUAGAUGUGGAAAAGAAGUCAGAUGAUGAUUUAGGAGUUACGCAUAAAGUAUACUUUGAUGUUGAGAUUGGUGGAAGACCCGCUGGUCGGAUUGUCAUGGGGCUCUUUGGGAAAACAGUUCCUAAAACUGUAGAAAAUUUCCGAGCGCUUAGCACGGGAGAGAAAGGAACUGGAAAAAGUGGGAAGCCUCUCCAUUACAAGGGGAGUAUGUUCCAUAGAAUUAUUCCUGGCUUCAUGAUCCAGGGAGGUGAUUUUACUCGUGGUGAUGGAAGGGGUGGGGAGUCCAUCUACGGGGAGAAGUUUGCUGAUGAGAACUUUGAACUGAAGCACACAGGUCCAGGGAUUCUCUCCAUGGCAAAUGCUGGGUCAGACACCAAUGGAUCACAAUUCUUCAUUACGACUGUGUCAACUAGCUGGUUGGAUGGACACCACGUUGUGUUUGGUAAGGUGCUUUCUGGAAUGGAUGUUGUCUACAAAAUUGAAGCCGAAGGGAGACAGAGCGGAAUGCCCAAAAGCAGAGUUGUCAUUUCAGAGAGUGGUGAGCUGCCUCGUUGAUUUCAUUGAUGGGUGCUGCGUUGUGUUUUAGCAAGUUGCUUUCUGGAAUCUAUUACAAAUUUGAAGCUGGUGUUUGCAAACGUGAGGUUAUCAUUACUAGUUUAAGUCAAAAUAGGAGAACUGACGUGUUUGUCAAAGCACUUCCAAGAAGAGUUUAGGGCUUACAUGCCAUAACAAUGUGAUUUGUUAGCUGUCUCAGAUUUGCUUGUUUGGUAGAAAGGCAAUUGGGAAGCGGCUGUGUCUUGUAAAAAUUGCAUGUUUUAUUUUAUGUUUUUGCAAUGGAAACAAAGGGCUUAGAUUUGGGUGAUGCA
Messenger RNA from Malania oleifera, 1187 nucleotides. Its product is annotated as peptidyl-prolyl cis-trans isomerase CYP19-4-like. The record is from RefSeq and is a predicted model, not a curated record. Lineage: Eukaryota; Viridiplantae; Streptophyta; Magnoliopsida; Santalales; Ximeniaceae. Gene Ontology annotation, molecular function: peptidyl-prolyl cis-trans isomerase activity. Gene Ontology annotation, biological process: protein folding; protein peptidyl-prolyl isomerization. The coding region runs from base 187 to 876 and encodes 229 amino acids. Gene Ontology annotation, cellular component: intracellular membrane-bounded organelle. The transcript has 8 exons.